AUGGAUCUGGCCGCCUUCGUCGAUCGGCUGCGGAACGGCUCAGCCGCCAAGUUCCCCGCUGACGCAAACACCUUGGCCUUUGCCCAAAAGCUCGAUUCACAAGACCAGCUCAAGCACCUGCGGGAUGAGUUCGUGCUGCCCACAAAGGGCUCACUAAAGAAGAGAGCCUUGGAUGGCUCGAUCCCAGGACAAGCUGCCAACAAUGGCAUCAACGGCACCCACAACACCAAUGGCGCAGGGGGCCAGUCGGCAGAUGCCGACAAGCCAUGCCUCUACUUUGUUGGCAACUCUCUCGGCGCUCAGCCCCGAGCUGUCCGAGACUACCUGAAUGCUCAGCUGGAGACGUGGGCUUCGAUUGGCGUCAACGGCCACUUCACCGACAUGGACAACUCGCCCCUGAGGCAGUGGCAGGACAUGGCCGAGGACUGUGCCAAGAAGUCGUCUGAUCUUGUCGGGGCCUCGCCGCAUGAAAUCGUCAUUAUGAACACGCUCACCGUCAAUCUCCACGUCAUGAUGGCGAGCUUCUACAAGCCCACCGCCAAGCGGCACAAGGUUAUUCUGGAAUGGAAGCCCUUCCCGAGCGAUCACUACGCCAUUGAGAGCCAGGUUGUCUGGCACGGCCGCGACCCCGACAAGAGCAUGGUCAAGAUCGAGCCAGACGAGAACAGCCUGAUCCCCACAGAGAAGAUCCUCCGGACCAUCGACGAGCACGCCCAAGAGACCGCCCUCCUCCUCCUGCCCGGCAUCCAGUACUACUCGGGCCAGCUAUUCGACAUGGCCAGGAUCACAGCCUACGCCAAGGAGCGCGGCAUCGUCGUCGGCUGGGACCUGGCUCACGCCGCCGGCAACGUCGAGCUGAGGCUCCACGACUGGGACGUCGACUUUGCCUGCUGGUGCACGUACAAGUACAUCAACGCCGGACCCGGCUCCAUAGCCGGCGCGUACGUGCACGAGAGGCACGGCCAGGUCGAAUGGGCCGGCGGCUCGGGCAGGCCCUCGUACCGCCCUCGCCUGGCGGGCUGGUACGGCGGCGACAAGAGCGUCCGCUUCAACAUGGACAACACGUUUGUGCCCACCCCCGGCGCGGCGGGCUACCAGCUCUCCAACCCUUCGGCCAUUGACCUGGCGGCGCUGUCGGGCGCCCUGUCGGUGUUCAACAAGACUUGCAUGCGCGACCUGCGCUCCAAGGCCCUCGUCCUGACGGCCUACGCCGAGCUGCUGCUGGACCAGAUGCUGGAGGAGACCAAGGGCGAUGCCGCGCCCAUAUUCACCGUCCUCACGCCCCGGGAUCCUCUCCAGCGCGGCACCCAGCUCAGCGUGCUUUUGAGGGACGGCCUGCUGGAGAAGGUCUCGCAGGCCUUGGAGGAGAACGGCGCCAUUUGCGACAAGCGCAAGCCUAAUGUCAUUCGGGUCGCGCCUGUUCCUCUGUAUACCCGGUUUGAGGACGUGUGGGCUUACAUGCAGGUUUUAAGGGGGGCGUUGGGGCUGUAG
Molecule: messenger RNA, 1491 nt
Organism: Metarhizium acridum CQMa 102
Lineage: Eukaryota; Fungi; Ascomycota; Sordariomycetes; Hypocreales; Clavicipitaceae
Product: Kynureninase (L-kynurenine hydrolase)
Biological process (GO): NAD+ biosynthetic process
Cellular component (GO): cytoplasm
Molecular function (GO): kynureninase activity; pyridoxal phosphate binding
Source: RefSeq, a predicted model, not a curated record